Messenger RNA from Uloborus diversus, 2460 nucleotides. Its product is annotated as lutropin-choriogonadotropic hormone receptor-like. The transcript is spliced from 7 exons. The coding region runs from base 1 to 2460 and encodes 819 amino acids. The record is from RefSeq and is a predicted model, not a curated record. NCBI's taxonomy places the organism in Eukaryota, Metazoa, Arthropoda, Arachnida, Araneae, Uloboridae. Gene Ontology annotation, biological process: G protein-coupled receptor signaling pathway. Gene Ontology annotation, molecular function: protein-hormone receptor activity; protein binding; G protein-coupled receptor activity. Gene Ontology annotation, cellular component: membrane.
AUGCUUCAGGUGACCAAUGACUGUUCAUCCAGCUUUGAGCGGGAUAUAUCUGUUUUCAGAGAUUUAGAUAGCAACAAAAUUCGACACUUGCAUUCUGGAUCAGUGAAGAUGAAGACUGAAAUGCUAAAUUUGGACUUUAAUCUUAUCAGAACCAUUGAAGGAAGAGCGUUUGAAGGGUCAGAGAUUGCAAAAUUGAGCUUAAAAGGGAACACGCAGCUCCAUUCAAUUCAUGAGGAUGCUUUCUCAGGGCUAAAGAAUGUGAGGACUCUAGACCUGUCUGAAACGAGCAUCAACUACCUGCCAGUGAAAGGUUUAGAAGAACUUGAUGUGCUGAAGCUCACCGAGGUAUAUCCUCUGAAAGUGUUCCCUUCGGUAUACCACUUCAAGUACAUCAAAGAAGCCUAUCUGACGUAUCCCUACCACUGUUGUGCAUUCAAGUUCCCAGCGACUCAUGAUCCGGAGGAAUUUUCAAAGUACAUCGACUUCAAGAAAAACAUGGAGAAUCUGUACUGCAGGCAAAAUCCGAGCACAACGCCCACAACUUGGUUGGCUUUGGAUGCAGAAAAAAACGUCAGGCGAAAAAGACGGCUCCAUCAAAUAUUGGAGAAUUCCUUUGAGCCACCUAUUGAUAAAAUCAGGAAGUAUGCUCCAUUAGUGAAUUCCAGAGCUUAUUAUUCGACGAAGGGAGAGAACCACGUGGGGACAGUUCAGUUUCCAAGACGAGGGGCUCGAGGCAGCCUGAGCUUUGUGAAAGAGCGUCAUAAGAAACAUAAAGGUCAUGUCAAACUUUUAAGAGGCGCAAGAAUGGUAAAGAGGAAUGAUUUUCAUUUUCGUGAACGAGGAGUUCCUGUAAGCAGAGACAGCCAAUCUAUUGCGGAAGAUAGGCAAGACUGGGUUCGCAGAACGGCGGAGUGGGGAAGCAUUCCCAAGUCAGAAAUUAACAUUCACCAGGAUAUUUUACUCAAUAGCUCAGACGCAGAAGAAUUCUUUGGUAACCAAAUAACAACGAAGAAAAGAAAACCCAAAGUGCAAAAGAAUUUUCCAGAAAAUCCCUUCAUGGAAGGCGUGUUCCACGGAACAACUGUUGCAGUCAUAUCGGAAUUCGAGUUACAAGCUUUUUGUGGCCAGCUUGCUAAGAAUUAUCGCGAUGUCGAGUGCUACCCCACCCCAGAUGCAUUCAAUCCUUGUGAAGACGUUAUGGGCAACAUGAUGCUCAGGGCUUUCGUGUGGGUGGUUGUCGGGACCUCUAUUUUGGGCAAUGUGGCCGUUAUGGUGGUCCUCAUGAGUACUGGUGCUUGCAAAAGUGUGUCUAAGUUCCUGAUGUGCAACUUGGCUUUUGCUGACUUUUGCAUGGGAGUUUACUUGCUGUUGAUUGCUGCGAUGGAUUUGCACAGCAUGGGGACCUAUUUCAACUACGCAAUAGACUGGCAGCAUGGUAUAGGCUGCAAAAUUGCGGGAUUUUUGACAGUGUUAGCAACUGAGCUUUCCAUCUAUACACUAACCGUAAUCUCGAUUGAACGCUGGUACGCCAUAACCUACGCAAUCAACCUCAGCAAGCGCCUGAAGCUAAGGCGUGCUGCUAAAAUAAUGUCAGCAGGCUGGCUAUUUGCACUAACAAUGGCUUCUUUACCUCUCAUCAACGUGAACGGGUACUCUAGAACAAGCAUAUGUUUGCCCAUGAAAAGCGAAACUACAAGCGACAUAAUUUACCUGUUGAUUCUCUUGGGCACCAAUUCUCUGACAUUUAUCUUCAUUUUCUUCUGCUAUGGUAACAUGUACAUAUCAGUCAUACGACACCAAAGUCGUGCUACGGCCAAUGACAUGGCCGUUGCCAAGCGAAUGGCCAUGUUGGUCAUCACCGAUUUUCUUUGUUGGGCACCAGUUGCUUUUUUCGCCACGACAGCUGUUGCCGGAUAUCCGCUCAUUGACGUCACAAAGUCGAAGAUUCUGUUGGUGUUCUUUUAUCCUCUCAACUCGUGCGCCAACCCUUUCCUCUACGCCAUUUUCACCACCCAAUAUCGCCGUGAUUUUUUAAUCUUGCUCAAGCGCUGCGAGGGUUUCCUUGAACGGACGUCUAAAAACGAUAAAAAUUCCUCGUGCAAUGUCCCUCCUCUACAGUUCUCAAGCGACAUAAAAUAUUGGAAGAACUCCUGUUCGUCUCAUCUGUCCACCGAUAAUUCGAUGAAGGUGCUGAGGCCCAGCGACCUGAGCAGUCAACAGGAUGUCUUCUCUACUUCAGGUUGGGAGGACCCGGAAGCUGAAGACGUCAUCCAGCUUUGGUCCUGCAUGAAAGAUUCCUCGUCCAGUGAUGACAGUGGACAGUGCUGCAAAAACUACAGCAGUAGUUCUCACAGCACAACAACGCAUAGAGGCUCGCCGCACCCAGUGAAAAAUAGGUUUGUGCAUGUGGAUAGGACAAAUAUUCUUGAUGUUUGUGAUAUUCGUUCCACUUCGAUGUAA